AUGCGCCGUGAUGCGAACAAACUUCUUAAAGAAAUUGUUUAUGGUUCAAACGCAAAAGACACCGAUGUUUUUGCCAACAAUGAUCUGUUUAUGCCAGCUCAGACUCCCGAAUCUGCUGCAAAACUAGCUCAUAUAUUAUUCUCGACUCCAACAUCUUCGCUUAACCGAAAGCUGUUGGACAUUAAAGACUGCACAUGUGCGGUUAUAAAGCCACAUGCUGUUCAAAGCCAUCGAGUUGGUGACAUAUGGGAAGCCAUUCAAUCAAACGGUUUUUGCAUUACUGCGGCACAGGCCUUUCGACUCUCGAAGGUGGAUGCAAGCGAGUUUCUGGAGGUGUAUAAGGGUGUUCUCGCUGAAUACUCCGAAUUAAUCUCUGAGUUCACGUCGGGGCCGUGUGUUGCUCUACAAGUUACCCGGGCUGACACGAACCGUGAUGCACCUCGUAAUCCAGGCGACCCGUCAUCUGUGCAGCAGCUCUUUCGUGAUAUUGUGGGGCCCAUGGACCCAGUUAGUUAA
Messenger RNA from Hydatigera taeniaeformis, 516 nucleotides. The record is from the annotation of a GenBank genome assembly. NCBI's taxonomy places the organism in Eukaryota, Metazoa, Platyhelminthes, Cestoda, Cyclophyllidea, Taeniidae.